AUUCCAUAUGGGAGGCACGCUAGUUUUGAAGUUUACGUUGCCUUCCCAAAACAGCUACUUAAUAGAUGCUUUAUAAACCAAACGGCAGUGAAAUUUAUAGCUUGCAAAGAAGUAGAUACGAAGCUGUCAUUCAUGUAUUAGGAGGCGUUACUAUUCUUGUCGAAGAAAUCUGCCCUGGCUAACAACCUGGAGAGAAACUUAAGCCACCGUUAAGCUGCUAUGGAGUCUUACAUACAAUUUACAAACCAAAGCCAAGGAAGGGAUCGAAUUUUGAGGACCACCCAGUAUGCGUGCGCUCUUGCGAACUAUUUGCUUCGAAAUGAUCCCUCCAGGAAAGAACUCGUUGUGAAGCUGAAAAGUCUUGAAUCUACCGUGAGCUCAGGACGCAAACUGUUCCGACUAGGCAACACGGUGAACUCCCUGGACGCGGCCAAGAGAACACUGCUGCUAUCGGACCCCAUCCUCCGCUGCUGUCUCACCAUCUCCAACGUCAGCCGCGGCCUCUACUUCCUGUGCGACAACGUCCUGUGGGCGCGUAGCCUGGGCUUCGCCCGCCACAUCGACAAGGACCGCUGGCGCCUCAACGCCACGCGCUACUACUUCAUCUCCCUGGUGAUGAGCCUGACGCGCGACCUCUACGUCAUGGCGCAGCUGAUGGUCCAGCGGACACGUGACCGGCAGCACCAGCGGAAGCUCCACGAGCACCUCAACGAGAGCCCGGACGUGGCGUGCGUGGUGGUGCCGCAGCUGGACGCGCUGGUCUUCCUCCUCAUCGAGUGCCUCAAGAGCCACCCGGCCGUCGCCCUGGAUACGGCUAAGAAUGUUUGCGACCUCUUCAUUCCGCUGGACCGGCUGGGGGUCUGGCAGACCAACGCGGGCGUGGUGGGUUUCUGCGGACUCGUGUCUUCGCUGCUGGGCAUACUGUCUGUGCUCAAGCCCCACUUGAAGAUCAAGCCGUAGGGUGGUUAUAGGCAAGGAAGACGGUUCAGAGAUGUAUGGAAUGAAUGAUGAUGAUGAUGAUAAUAUAUAGUCCAACACUGAAAGCAUUCGGAUGAAAAUAGCCAUGUUUUGGGGGGGAGGCACUCCCCCUAUAGAUUUGUCACCUCUAGCCUUCUUAAGUAGAGCACACUACUCUGCACAGACGUACACAUGGCAGUUGAUUGAGGGCAAGUCGUGAGGCCUUGCAGAUAAUUAAAACUUCUUGAGCGGUGGAGGCGACAAAGGGCCAAGGAAUGAACAUGUACAGAUACUGAAUGGGGAAUAUGGAGUUCUACAGGUUGUGAAAGGGAAAAGUACUGUGAAACACUUGGCACAUUAUCACUUCACUGAACCAGAAAAGGGGUUCAGUCUGCCUUAAGCAGUAGCCUGCACACUGAGACGCACUGAAGACUUGUGCUUUCUGAAUACUUGAUGCACUUUUGAAAAAGAAGAGAACAACUUGCGUAGUGUGUUGGGUUCAGAGGGUGUUGUCGCUCUGUCUGACCGACACCUAUCUGUGUCACCUAGCUGUGUGUCCUUGAGGUACUAAAUCACUCAGUCUCAGUUGGAUUCUUGCAGAUGACCAAAUGUGAGGUGCUCCUGCCUAGACCAUGGCAUAUCUUUGUACACAUGUUUUCUAGUUUCUUAGAAGGCAAGGUUAACAGUGUUUCGUACAGACACAUACAGUAACAGGCUUGUUUUUGUACAGGCAUAGUGAUGAAUGGCUUCACCUCAGAAGGCCAACUCUUUCUGCUUCUAGUCUACCUCACUUUUCAGGUUAUUCAACACGUUUACUAUUCACUAACAAGAUUCUUGUGUGUGAGAAGCUUCCGCUCAGCCUGCUUCCCCUUUUUAAAGUACAGUACAUCGUCAUACCGUAGGAAUUUGAAUGGGACUGAGAUCUCUUUUGAGCCGCAGUUGGUGGAUGUUUUGGUGAAUGAAACCUAAUCAUGAUGGGUGCUUAAAAAAGGAACUGAAUUCCUAAUAGGAAAUGACAUUUUUAAAUGUAGUUAUACAUUUGCAGAUACCCACAGAGCCUUACAUUGAGGUUGGAGAGAUUGUUUCUAAAAGCUAAUUGUUUAUUUAAAAAUAUAUGUGUUAUCCGUUAAAUAAAUUCUUUUCUCACUGAUGAAUA
This is a messenger RNA of Engraulis encrasicolus (European anchovy), 2113 nucleotides long. It is a transcript of the gene pex11a, whose product is annotated as peroxisomal biogenesis factor 11 alpha. Gene Ontology annotation, cellular component: peroxisomal membrane. Gene Ontology annotation, biological process: peroxisome fission. Lineage: Eukaryota; Metazoa; Chordata; Actinopteri; Clupeiformes; Engraulidae. The record is from RefSeq and is a predicted model, not a curated record. The transcript has 3 exons. The coding region runs from base 220 to 960 and encodes 246 amino acids.